Messenger RNA from Psylliodes chrysocephalus, 2421 nucleotides. The record is from the annotation of a GenBank genome assembly. NCBI's taxonomy places the organism in Eukaryota, Metazoa, Arthropoda, Insecta, Coleoptera, Chrysomelidae.
UACAAAAACUAGGUAAACAACAUGCGAAUUUGUACGUUACCAUCUCUGAUUCGGAAUUUUAGUGCCGUUAAAAUGUCUUCCAGAGAAGAAUCGAAAGAAAUUAAUAAAAAUAAUUUUAAAAAUGCUAAAGUGAAGAGGCCAUUAGGAGACUUAAAGCUAAAUAUAAUACAUUCAGAUGUACCUCCUGGAUCAUCAAAAAAUGAGAUUUGCAAAAAUGAGAUGAAAAGUAUAAUAAAAUUACCGAAUAAACGACCACGAUCCGCAAAUUCUAUUGGACAAGUUGAAAAAUUUAACUUUGAUAUAUUAGAAGAUAAAAAUAAUGAAAAUACAUUGAAAACUAAGAAAAUAGAAGGGGCUAUUAAGAAAAUUGGAAAAGUAAAUAUAAUACAUUCAGAUGUACCUCCUGGAUCAUCAAAAAAUGAGACUGAUAGCAAUGAAAAGGACAAAACAUUUAAAAAUAAUCUCAAAUACUUAUGCAAAAAAGAGAUGAAAAGUAUAAUAAAAUUACCGAAUAAACGACCACAAUCCGCCAAUUCUAUUGGACAAGUUGAAAAAUUUACCUUUGAUAUAUUGGAAGAUAAAAAUAAUGAAAAUACAUUGGAAACUAAGAAAAUAGAAGGGGCUAAUAAGAAAAUUGGAAAAGUAUCUGUAAUUGACAAAGAAAACAAACCGAAAAACGUCAUUUUAAUGGAAAACGCAUGCACAGAAAGGCGUUUAAUCCGACAGAGGAGCGAAUUGGAAGAUACGGUUUGUUAUAGGCAAAGACUGCGCUCAGAAGGAUCUCUUACGAAGUCUGUAGUUGACUAUAAACCCUUUAAAGUCGCAUGUCGAAAACCCAUCAGGGCCCCUGUUAUGGAUAAUAUCGUAAGAAUACACACCAGAAGAGUAUCACCGAUUCGCCCUAAUCCAUUAUCUAGUGAAAGUGUUCUAAUCAGCAAAGUAAUUGGAACACCGAUGUUGCCACGCUGCGACGUAUCUGUAAUUGACAAAGAAAACAAACCGAAAAACGUCAUUUUAAUGGAAAACGCAUGCACAGAAAGGCGUUUAAUCAGACAGAGGAGCGAAUUGGAAGAUAUGGUUUGUUAUAGGCAAAAACUGCGCUCAGAAGGAUCUCUCACGAAGUCUGUCGUUGACUAUAAACCCUUUAACGACGCAUGUCGAAAACCUAUCAGAGCCCCUGUUAUGGAUAAUAUCGUAAGAAUACACACCAGAAGAGUAUCACCGAUUCGCCCUAAUCCACUAUCUAGUGAAAGCGUACUAAUCAGCAAAGUAAUUGGAACACCGAUGUCGCCACGCUGCGACGUAUCUGUAAUUGACAAAGAAAACAAACCGAAAAACGUCAUUUUAAUGGAAAACGCAUGCACAGAAAGGCGUUUAAUCAGACAGAGGAGCGAAUUGGAAGAUAUGGUUUGUUAUAGGCAAAAACUGCGCUCAGAAGGAUCUCUUACGAAGUCUGCCGUUGACUAUAAACCCUUUAACGUCGCAUGUCGAAAACCUAUCAGGGCCCCUUUUAUGGAUAAUAUCGUAAGAAUACACACCAGAAGAGUAUCACCGAUUCGCCCUAAUCCACUAUCUAGUGAAAGCGUACUAAUCAGCAAAGUAAUUGGAACACCGAUGUCGCCACGCUGCGACGAGUAUUUUCCAUCUUGCGAUUGUGAGUUUACCAAAGACAUGUUACAAGAAAUAAUAGAAGUCGGAAAAAUUCAAGAAAAAAAAAUUCUUCUAUCGAAACAUUUUUUAAACCUUUUUGGUCACGAUGCAAAUGAUAGGAGCAAAAUUGUAAAUUGGAUGUUAUGGGAACAGCAGAAUUGCAUGUUUCUUGACAGUGAUUUAUACAUAGCUGUAAGCUUGCUGGAUCAAGUUUUAGCUAGAAUAGCUGUACCAAGAAAUAUGUACCAGUUAGUAGCAAUGGCUUGUAUUAGAUUAUCUAACAAGCUCGGCGAAGAUGACAUAUGGAGCCCUGACUUACUUAAAACGCCAGACAACAUUUUUGCCGAAACUCAACUAUCUAAAAUGGAAUGGAAAUUAUUCAAGUUAUUAGAUUUUUCCGUACAUACCAUAGAACCAAGUGUUUAUGUAAAUGCAUAUUUGAAAUUGGCGAAUCUUGAUCCUGAAUCGGGAAAAUAUUUCAAGAUCCUUUUCUGUCUGGACCAUGCCCUUCACGAGUCAAGUUAUUCGUCGACGCCUACAAGUCUGGUCGCCUUGGCCGCCAUGUCCGUGGCGUCCAAAACCUUCAAAACCCCCGAUUUGGAGAAAAUAAUAAAAGACUUAAAGGAUGGAUUAAAAGCUGAUGAAGUCACAUUAUGUUCUACUAUGGAAAAAUUAAUAGUGGGUCAUAUUCACAGGCUUAAUCUUUCCAAGGAUAGCUUCGACAUUUUAAUGAAAUAUAGAAAUUGUGCAUGGAAUCAGGAGAAUCAAUGA